CUCUCUCAAACACACAAAUAGGUUAGGGGAAACAGACACACAAAGCGAGACCAGCAGAGAAGCGAGGAUAAAAAAGGAAAACGAUAAGUGAAAUCCAACUUGUCUGCGGGUUUGAAUCUCCUUUUGAACGCUAAUUGGAUGUUUGGACGGCAGAGAGCGACAAAGUAAGAGCACCCUCCGUUUCAACCCCCACCUCUUCUUGCCACAGGGGAAGGCUAUACACACACACACACACACACACACACUAGAUGAAAAGCAGCAGCUAGGCCGCACAUCAUUAGUUCUUGGUGGCCAAGCACCGACAAAAGGCUUGCAAAAGGAGAAGCCUGGAGAGUGAGAGCCGCUGAGGCUUCUGGGAAGGAAGCAGCACGGAUGCUACAGUCAGCUGCGUCUCGCAGCGAGGACAGCACUUCCUUGUGUUGAGCACACACCACCUUGUGUGCGUGCAUUUUAGAGGUCAACUCAGACAGCCUUUUUGAAGAGAAGACCACAACCACAUGAGAAAGUGAUGUUGACGCCAAGUUGCGACGUGGAAUAGCUUCACUUGUGGGAGUCACAAUGCCGCUUAAAGGAUUACAGCAGGGUAGGAAAGCUGUGUUUGCUCUUCAGAUGGACGGGAGGAAGCGAGUUUAAAGCUAGGCUCAAUCGGAGUCUCCCCAGUCCAUAGGGGGCUCAUUGUUUUCGGCGAGAGGACCCUUGGCGGGUCUCGAUCUGGAUUCAAUAACAGCAGCAGCACCAGCGAGUGGGUCUGACAAGCGGAAAAGACACAUUGACAUUCAGAGGCAGUGCAAACCUUAAAAGUUGCACCACUCAGACUGUUUCCAGGUCAUAGAGCAGUGGGAGGAGAUUGCUCUUGUUUUUUCCUGCCAAACACCCUCCUCCUCUGUGUUAUUUUCCUCAUUACCAUCUGCUUGCUAAGCUUGUGCACAUUUUUCGUCCGUUUUAAAGCUUUCUAUGCGUCAAAAAAAUCGCAUGAGAGCUUCCACGAUGCCGGGGUGUUGAUAUUCAUGUUACCUUGACGGCCAGCACAAAUCUCGGCUGCCUGUGGCGUGCUCUUCCUCGGUGGUUCGGUAACCAAGCGAUGGCCAUGGUGAGUGGGGGCUGGGGCGAUCCCAAUGGCGGCACCAACGGGCUAGGGGACAAGAGCUACCUGAAGAGAGAGGAUGACGACGGCUCUCCCCAGGCGGGGGGGAGCGACAUGGAGGCAGGGGAAGACGACAAGGCCUGCGUGUUGGACUGCGUGGUGUGCGGGGACAAGUCGAGUGGGAAACAUUACGGCGUGUUCACCUGUGAAGGAUGUAAAAGCUUCUUCAAAAGGAGCGUCCGACGUAACCUCAGCUACACGUGCAGGUCGAACAGGGAGUGUCAGAUUGACCAGCACCACCGCAACCAAUGCCAAUACUGUCGCCUGAAGAAGUGUUUCCGUGUAGGCAUGCGCAAAGAAGCAGUUCAACGCGGUCGCAUCCCACCUCAGCCUAGCCUCAGCCCGACCCUUACGCCUCUUGGUGGCGCCAGCGGCUUGGGAGGCGGUGAAUUCUACAAUAACAACAACAACGGGGGCGGCGGUGGCCAGCCUGUGUCGGAGCUCAUCUCCCAGCUGCUCAGAGCCGAGCCGUACCCCAACAGCCGCUACGGGCACCAGUACAACCAGCAGGCGGGUCCUGAUAACGCCAUGGGCAUCGAUAACAUUUGCGAGUUGGCCGCACGGCUACUCUUCAGCACGGUGGAGUGGGCACGGAACAUCCCUUAUUUCCCUGAGCUGCCUGUAUCGGAUCAGGUGGCGCUGCUGAGGCUGAGCUGGAGCGAACUGUUCAUCCUCAACGCCGCCCAGUCGGCCUUGCCGCUCCACAUGGCACCCUUGCUGGCCGCGGCGGGCUUCCACUCCUCGCCCAUGUCGGCAGAGCGUGUGGUGUCCUUCAUGGACCAAGUGAGGGUGUUCCAGGACCAGGUGGACAAGCUGACCCGACUGCAGGUGGACUCAGCAGAGUACAGCUGUCUCAAGGCCAUCGCACUCUUCUCACCAGACGCCUGUGGUCUGACAGAUCCAGUCCACGUGGAGUCUCUGCAGGAGAAGGCUCAGGUGGCUCUGACAGAGUACGAGAGGAUGCAGUACCCGAGUCAGCCUCAGCGCUUCGGCCGCCUUCUCUUGCGUCUGCCCGCUCUACGCGCCGUACCCGCCAGCCUCAUCUCCCAACUCUUUUUCAUGCGCCUCGUGGGAAAGACCCCCAUCGAGACGCUGAUCCGAGACAUGCAGCUCUCCGGAAGCUCCAUCAGCUGGCCCUACGUGCCGGGGCAGUAGAACCUCCCGGGCGGAUGAGGUUUCCGUCUGGGAUUAGUGACGACAAGGACCCACAGGAAACCUCCUGACUCGUCGCUGUCCAUCUGUGUGGUUAUCCAACUGCCAGCUGGCUAUCAUGUGUACUGUCAUGUAACCGCCCCCGCCCCCAUGAACAAGUCCUCUGUUUCCACACGGGCCUCCUGAGAAGAAACAGACUCAUUGCCAGCCCACUGGCUGUGAUGCCAGCUCGACGCCGUAUUUAGCGGACUAAAUGCCCCGUGGUCCACUUGUGAGAACAUGACAAUGCACCGUCAUGGAUAUGCGUGGUACUGGUGAACUGAGCACGCGCUGCUCUGCAGGGUUUUCUUGCGGGAGAGAGAGAGAGAGAGAACUUUAGAAAAAUGAUUUUGAAGUAAAAAACCAAGGAAAAUUUCACCAAAGUUCAUCCUCCGAUUGAUGCACAAAACGAAGAAGAGGACUGAGUGGAACAUCAGAUGGUCAGUGAAGUCACGCACAAGGCUCAUGGUCGCUGUAGUUGCCAAUAAUUAGAAGAGAACAGACUAAUACCUCACUAGACAUCAGAAUGCUUUAAUCUGAUAUUUCAAAACAUUGAAACAAAAACCUCUGUAAAUGUUGCUCACCAGAAACCGCCUUCUUUUUGACAACUGCCUUGUUAUUGGGUAUACAUUUGAGACGCCACCUUUGUCGCUUCUUUUGCAAAAUACUGGGAAUGCACGUAUAGAAAGUUGGGAUCAGGCUCUGUUUGAAAACGAGAUCAAUAUGAAAAUUAGAUGAAUGAGUGUCACUGGGGAUGAGAGUUUCUAACAAACACUAAAGAGUUUACAUUGAGCAAUGAUUCCUUUGACUUGUGUUGACGUGUGUGCGUGUGUGUAUAUAUAUAUACUGUAUAUAUAUAUAUAUAUAUAUAGCGGACAACGUUGAUUUUCAUUUGCAUGGUUUUGGAUCUUUUCUAAGUUGUUUCAUCCCGUUUAUGUAACUAAUGGUUCCUUUGAAUAUUAAGUGUUGCUUUCUCCGUUCAUUCCUAUAUGUGUUUACAUGGAAAUACCUCUUACUAAAGACCCAGACAUUAUGGCUAAGGAUUGCUGUUCUGUUGUGACUAAUGUGAGGCGACAUUUCAUUGGCUGAUAAACUGCACAAGGAGGAUGUUUAAUACCAAAAUGCCACACAUGGUGGAACAAAGAAGGCCCCUGAUUCACCACCAGGACUUACCUCACGCUAGUGGUCGCAUUUUUUGUUAAAUUAUAGAAUCACUGACACAAAUCCUAAUAGUUUCCUUCUUGCUUUAAUUGACCAGAGGGCCCUAAACGUGAGCUUGAUGUGCUGCUUUUAGUCAGCAAGCCAUGUCCUUUGUUAAGUUUCGAUAUACAGUCCUUUUUGUGUUCUUACAUUUUGAUUUGUGUAUGACAAGGUGAUUAAAAGAAUCAAAAGAUGACAA
This is a messenger RNA of Dunckerocampus dactyliophorus (ringed pipefish), 3734 nucleotides long. Its product is annotated as nuclear receptor subfamily 2 group F member 6-like. Lineage: Eukaryota; Metazoa; Chordata; Actinopteri; Syngnathiformes; Syngnathidae. The transcript has 6 exons. Gene Ontology annotation, molecular function: nuclear receptor activity; zinc ion binding; RNA polymerase II cis-regulatory region sequence-specific DNA binding. The coding region runs from base 1082 to 2299 and encodes 405 amino acids. Gene Ontology annotation, biological process: negative regulation of transcription by RNA polymerase II; cell differentiation; anatomical structure development. The record is from RefSeq and is a predicted model, not a curated record.